This is a messenger RNA of Eufriesea mexicana, 1437 nucleotides long. RefSeq lists its product as uncharacterized. Lineage: Eukaryota; Metazoa; Arthropoda; Insecta; Hymenoptera; Apidae. Bases 61 to 1437 code for a protein of 458 amino acids. The record is from RefSeq and is a predicted model, not a curated record. The transcript is spliced from 4 exons.
CCGCGCGUAUCUAGCCACUUUCAUUGUUAUUCGAUCUGCCUCACACCAAAGGUGCAAGAGAUGGUGUUAGUCUUCGAAACAUUAGCGAUCCUGCUCCUGACGUUUUCAUCGAUUAGUUUCGCUCGUUCGGACAUCGGGAAUUGGGAAGCUUGCGGUGGAAGAUUGGAACGUGCUCUAGAUGCACUUCACAAAGAUUCGAGUAGAAGGAAAAGACUCGAAGAAGAGGAAGCCGGGAUGUUUUAUCAACAAGAACUUCGUUCUAUACCAUUUGAGAUGUCGGUCUCUAGGAUUGCUGUUAAAUUACCACAAGGAGCUAGAGACAAAGGAAAUCCUUGGGCCAGGGUUGACAAGUGCAUUUAUGAGCCAAGCAACAAUUCUCUUCAAACUCGAGUAAUGUUUAAUGAUUUAUCGGUUUCUGGAUUGGUCUCGUUAAUGCCGCGCGAUCAUCAGACACCUAUACCAGCCGAGUCCUGUAGAAUGACAUUAAGAUUAAGGCGAGCAGGUGUUGAUUUUUUAACAAGUCCAAUCGCACGUGGCAGGGGGCAAAUGCGAAUUCGAACAGAGUCCAGUUUUCUAGAGCCCAGAUUUGCUUCUAUUUACGCUUAUGGUUGUCAUCCUACACGUUUAGACAAACAAAUAAAAAGACAGGACAAGUGGCCACCGUUCUAUCCACUUCGAAACGAGCACACACUUCCGCCUUUAACACUGAACGAUGACUACGAAGCAGCGGAACCACGUCAAUUGAUCGGUGUUUCGAAAGAGGUGGACGUGGUAAUCCCAAACGAGACUCGCCAGUCUCGUUUGCUAAAUACUCCUGUUACGAAAUUAGGAAUCUGGAGGAAAAACGUUUGGCUUACUAAAACUUUAUCGCGUGAGAAACGAACCCUCCUAGAAUCUGAUGUUGUUGUAAGUUCUUCGAGUGUUCGUCGCUUUCCAGAAUAUUUCGAAAAUGGUCAGGAAUCUAAUAGUCAUUUCAUAAAGGUAUCGAAAUCAACGGAGACGAUUACCCCUCAAGAUUUCACAAACGCCUUAACCAAAAAAAGGACAAGAAUCAACGAAACUGGUAAUUGUUCCGAACAAGAUCAAACGAAGCAGAAUAAUCUGAACAAUACAACCAAGACUAUUCUGAGUAACUUGGAUGACAGUGAAUCAAAGGUGAAUGUUAAAAGAGAGAAUAGCUAUCAGAUCAUGGAAAACGACGCACCAAAGGAAACUAGACAUCUGUACAUCGAUGAAACGUUAGAUAAUAUUUUUCCAAUUGAUUUAGAGAACGAUAGUAGAGGCUGGCAAUCGAAGGAGCAUGUUGCUAGAGAAAUGGAAGAUGUGUUUCUACGAGGUGCCAGCCAAGCUUUAACAAGAUAUAUUGAGAAACAGUUACAUCCUGCUAUUAAAGAGACACUUAUGAUUUCUAUGGGAUAUACUAUUAGUUAUGGAUAA